CGCGAGCUCACUCCUUGCCCGUCUUGAGCUCAUCGUUUGGGAUCUGCUCCUCAGGGAUGGCCGCCUCGGUUCUGGAGGAGGAAACACGUUAUGGCUCAAGUCCUUUGGCUAUGCUGACUGCCACCUGCAAUAAGUUCGGCAGCAAUAGUCCAGUUCGCGACACGGCCACACCUGGCAAAACAGUCAGCGCCGCACCAGUGAAGAAACCCUACAGCAUGUCUUCCGACCUCCAGGCACCUAAGAACGGGCGAGGCAGCGAGGGCCUCGCGGACUCUUACAGCAGCUCAUUUGGCACAGGGGGAGGUCUGCUCACCCCCACAGGCAGCCCCCCUCCGCCUCCAGGAGCCUACGGCUCUGACUACAACCCUUUCUCCUCAUUCCAGACCUCCACAGCCUCUCAGGACCCUUCACUCCUGGUGACCAAAGCCCACGCCACGGCUGACUGCCUGACUAGUGUCUACACCUCGUUGGACAUGACGCACCCAUAUGGCUCCUGGUACAAGGCAGGCAUUCACCCCGGCAUAACAGCAGCUCCUGCUAACGCCACCUCCUCCUGGUGGGAUGUCCACCCGGGCUCCAACUGGCUGAGUGCCAGCCAGACCCAACCGGAUGGUCUCCAGGCUUCAUUGCAGCCUGUGGCUCCACAGGCCUCACUAAGCCCUCCUAUGCCCAGCUAUAGCUCCGACUUCACCCCCCUGAACCCAGCCCCAUACCCCUCUGUGGGCCUGGGUUCCUCCUCGCAUCUCCUGCAGUCCUCCCAGCACAUGCUCCCACAGGACAUGUACAAGCCCAAGCCAGUCCCUAGUACUGGCCUCAUCGAGAACCCCAUGGGCUUAAAGCCAGCCCGUGGCUCUGGGGCUUACACAGGCAGUACAACUGGCACCAGCAGGUCUUCCUGCGACUGCCCCAACUGUCAAGAGCUGGAGCGGCUGGGUGCAUCAGCCGCUUCUCUGCGCAAGAAGCCUGUCCACAGCUGCCACAUCCCUGGCUGCGGAAAGGUCUAUGGCAAGGCUUCCCACCUCAAGGCCCACCUGCGCUGGCACACCGGCGAACGACCCUUCGUAUGCAACUGGCUUUUCUGCGGUAAGCGUUUUACACGCUCCGAUGAGCUGGAGCGCCAUGUGCGCACACACACACGUGAGAAGAAGUUUACAUGCCUGCUGUGCAACAAGCGCUUCACACGCAGUGACCACCUAAGCAAGCACCAGAAGACCCACUCAGAGGCUGGCCUUCAGGGAAAGGCUGGAGGAGGAGAAGGUGAGGCAGAGCCCAGGGGACCAGAGGAAUCUGCGGACCCCAGCACCGAUGGGGCCCCAUCUGGUCCAGGGAAUGGCCUACAGGAUCACACAGCUAAUGGAGAGGAGAAGAACGCCACGGGAAAUGUGGUGGAGAACAGCAGUGGACUGCUGGAGAUAUAACCUCCUGUCUAAAAUUUCUUCAGAUGGAGCUACUUUUACAUCGGUGCUAAUCAACAUGAAAUGAUGCGUCUUGAACAAAAUGUGCUUUUCUAUGACAUUUGUCUUGAAAAAGACUUCAUCAGCUCAGAGGGAAACAGUCUACCACUAACACAGGUAGUCUCCUGUGCGACAUGAAGGAACAUUGAAACAAGAAAAAGGAGAUGAACAGGUUUUUAUUCGUUUAUUAGGCAGGCAUAUAGAUGGCCAUCUAGUAAGGCCGAUGUCUUGGCAUCGCUUUUGUAGAUUCCGAUUCUUUUAGGAUGUUCGGUUGAAUUGUUAAUCUCUGUCCUUUCUGAGCAUUAUACACAGACCGAUGUCAUUUCAUUUGUCAUUAUCCAGUGGCUUGCCUGGCACUUUGGCCUUUACCAGCAGUUCCUUUACGAAACAUUUACAAUGUUUAUUACAUGUAGAGACUUUUUAGUUUCUCUUCUUUAAGCGCAAACCUUUCUGAAGGCAUAAUGAUUGUUUCAGAAGCCCCUAGCAGAUCAGGGCUCUUCAGCCGGUUUGGCUGGAAGGAGGGAGUCAGGUGUACAGUCUAGUCUUUGCUUUGAGUUCCAUGUUGAUCCAUUGCUUGUCUUAUUUAAUGUCCUAUUUACAUGAAAUUUAAUUUAUGUCUUAAAUUAUGAACAUUUGAGAGACAAUCUUACAUUUUACUGGCAAAAUGGAAAACAGACAAUGAAUCAAAGCCAGACAUUAAGACUUUUCAUUUUAUGUGAUUAUUUAUUUAUUUUUUAGACACUUGAUUUUCAGAUUUUGCUGGCUGUUCUAUGCAUUUUCUUCAUAGUAUCAUAAAAAACAAAUUGUAAGGUUUAAAAUUGAUUUUUUUUAAUGACAUGUUAUUUUAGUCACUUUUUUUGUUUGUUUACCACUAUGUACAUAUGAGACUCAAACCAUGAAAUGUUUCCAAACCCCAGCCAACUGUUUGUGUCUGAUUAAAUUAAGUGAAAUUCA
Messenger RNA from Pygocentrus nattereri (red-bellied piranha), 2408 nucleotides. It is a transcript of the gene sp7, whose product is annotated as Sp7 transcription factor. Gene Ontology annotation, biological process: regulation of transcription by RNA polymerase II. The transcript is spliced from 2 exons. Lineage: Eukaryota; Metazoa; Chordata; Actinopteri; Characiformes; Serrasalmidae. Bases 57 to 1418 code for a protein of 453 amino acids. The record is from RefSeq and is a predicted model, not a curated record. Gene Ontology annotation, molecular function: RNA polymerase II cis-regulatory region sequence-specific DNA binding; DNA-binding transcription factor activity, RNA polymerase II-specific.